GGCUCCCUGCACUGGAAAUAACGGUCCCUGUAGAGUUCCAGUGGCAGUGCCAACAUUUCUUACCUUGGUCCAGGGAGUACAGGGGUGCCUCAAAACACACCUACAGUGUCCUCGGAGUUGCUUUGGAUAAGCUAUGGCUCAGGACAAGACGGAAAAAAAUGAAGUGAAGGAGGAUCCAGUGGUAAAGGGGGAUGGACCCUGGGAAUCUGAGGAAGCCAGGAAAUUACAAAUGUACCUGCUAACACUUUCAAAAGCCAAGACGUUUGCAUCUCUCCACAAUAAGAAAAAGUUGGAUCCAAACUACAGGGAUUUCUCGGAGGGGCCAUUUGGUUUUGGCUCUUUCGUUUUCCCUUGUUUACAGCGUUUCAACAACAUUAAGUCCUUCCUGACUCUGUGUUUUUUAGUGACCCUGGUUCAUGGAAUGAUAUUUGCUCUCGUUGAUCUGAAUUUAAAAGUUUAUACGUCUCAAUUAUCUAUGUCACCAUCAGAGACAUUAGUAAUGGAUGCUAGUGAUUAUUUUGCCGGUUUUCUGGUAUCAAUAUUUGUAGCACACUUUGGAGGUAGAGGGAAUAGGGCAAAAUGGGUGGCAGCUGGCAGCAUUUUAACAGGACUCUCUGCAAUUGCUUUUGCUGUUCCUUUCUUUAGUUUUGAAGUUAUAAAACUGGGCUUAACAAAAGAAGAGUUGUGUGAGGAAGGAAAAAAACCUAAAGUGUGUGAGCCGACUGUAAUACCGCACAAAUCAAUAUGUAUGGUUAUCUUCAUCUUCGGGCAGUUUCUCCAUGGAUUGGCAGGCAUGCCAUUUUAUCUGCUUGCUACAAGCUUCAUUUUUGACCACGUUCCCACAAACUCAUCUGGAUUAUAUCUAGCUAUUGCAGAUUCUGCACUAGCAAUCGGAUAUUGUCUGGGUUUUAUAGGAGGAAUACAAAAUUUUAAGAUUCCUGUGAAAGAUGCUAUGCAAGCAGUUGGACAUGUUCAGAGGUUUCGAAUAUUGCAGCGUGGUUGGUGGAAAUCCUAUAUUUUUGUUGCUGUAUUUGCAUUUUGUACAACUUUACCGCUGUUCUGUUUUCCAGCUUAUUUACCUGGUGCAAAGAAGAUAAGACUUGAGAAAAGUCAGGAACUUCCCACCAUUGACAGGAGACUUGAAAAUGAGAAAAUUGAGCCUAAUUUGAAAAGUGUUCUUCAUGCUAUUUGGUGUCUUCUGAGGAACCCGCUGGUGCUUACUCAGACAUUCUGCAAAGUCACAGAGUCUAUGACCUUAAAGGCAUCUUCAUAUUUUUUGCCUCAAUAUUUGCAAACUCGGUUUUUAAUAACACCAUCACGUGCCUCUAUGCUCUCAGGUGUGUUUUUACUUCCAGGAACUAUAAUUGGUCGGUUUCUUGGAGGCCUUAUUGUUGACAGAUUGGAAAUGAAUAAUAAGGAAAAAUUGAAAUUGAUAAUGAUAGCAUCUUUUGUUUCAAUUGUGCUUUUCCUAUUAAUUUUUUUUGUGAAGUGUGAAACAUCAAACUUUGCUGGAAUCAAUGAUGAUUAUGAUAAGCUUGGUAUACUUGGAAACCUCACAGCUCCAUGCAAUGCACCCUGUGGUUGUACAACUUCUGUCUAUAAUCCUGUAUGUGGGAGAGAUGAGACACAAUAUUUCUCUCCCUGUUUUGCUGGGUGUAGAGCUGCUAAACAACAAAUGCAGGAAAAGGCAUACUACAAUUGUUCUUGCAUUAACAACGGAUUAACUACUGCCGAUACUGAAGGCCAAUAUAUUGAUGCUGUCUCUGGAACAUGUAAUACCAGAUGUCUUGCAAUACCUUUGUUUUUUGCCUUUUACUUUAGUGCAACCAUUUUUUCUAAUGUCUGUUCUAUACCUGCCACUUUGAUCAUCCUGCAAAGUGUACCUACCAGUUGGAAUUCAAUGAGCCUGGGUGUGAUGUUUACAGUCCAGAGAUUCAUUGGCUCUGCCCCAGGAGUACUACUUUUUGCAGCAACAACAGAUUUUACUUGUAAUUUCUGGGAUAUUAAUGAAUGUGGAGAAAAAGUUCAUUGUUGGAUCUACAAUGAGGAACAUUUGGUCUACACAUUUCAGACAAUGUGGAUUAACUUGCAGAUAUUGACAGGCUUGCUUUGUCUUUAUGCGGUUUAUAGAUAUGAUUAUGUGGUAAAAGGAAAGAGUAAGAUAUCGGCUACUCCUGUAAAGGAUACAAAGGAAGAAGAAGGUUAAUUUCUAACUGACUUCUUCAUUGGGACUGGAAAAUCUGUGACGUACUGCAAUAUAUCCUUUAAAAAUUCCAUAAGAUGUUGUUUUGCUAUAAUUUCAGGAGAAAAAGAACAUUAAAUUAUCUAUGUGGAUCUUUAUUUUCAUAAUAAAAAUUACUUGUGUGAAAUAUCUAA
Mastomys coucha (southern multimammate mouse) is the source of this 2376-nucleotide messenger RNA. Its product is annotated as solute carrier organic anion transporter family member 6A1-like. Gene Ontology annotation, molecular function: protein binding. The transcript has 14 exons. Gene Ontology annotation, cellular component: membrane. The record is from RefSeq and is a predicted model, not a curated record. NCBI's taxonomy places the organism in Eukaryota, Metazoa, Chordata, Mammalia, Rodentia, Muridae. Gene Ontology annotation, biological process: sodium-independent organic anion transport; transmembrane transport. Bases 134 to 2206 code for a protein of 690 amino acids.